This is a messenger RNA of Penaeus indicus, 1812 nucleotides long. Its product is annotated as RNA-binding protein 34-like. The coding region runs from base 162 to 1607 and encodes 481 amino acids. Gene Ontology annotation, molecular function: mRNA binding. Gene Ontology annotation, cellular component: nucleus. The transcript is spliced from 12 exons. Lineage: Eukaryota; Metazoa; Arthropoda; Malacostraca; Decapoda; Penaeidae. The record is from RefSeq and is a predicted model, not a curated record.
CCCCAGGAGGGGAUUGCGAGGGGCACAGUCCCCUGCACUAGACAAUAAAGUGACUGAGGGGUUCCACAUCAUAAUUUCAGUAAUUUAUUAUAACAAAUAUUAUAAAACUGAUGAAAUACAACAAGUGAAGUUUAUUAAAUCGAAAAGAGGAAAAUAUCAGCAUGAUGGUUGUGUCCAGUGAUUCAGACAAGCCUCAGCAUGACAGCAUGGGUAAUGCAUCAAAGGAGGAAAAAAAGACAAGUAAGAAAGUGCCUUCUUCAAAAAAACAGCAAAUGAACAAGGGACUCUAUAUGAAAAAGUUGAAAAAGAUGCUAGAAGCAGACGGAGCAACAGUUAAUCCAGAAGCAAAUAGUGAGAGUAAGGCCAGAAACAAUAAAAGUCCAUCAUUUGGAAAAGAAAGGAAUAAAAAAAUCCAGCAAACAUUAGAGGCAAAUAAAGGAAUUGGUAAUAAGAACAAAAGGGAAAAACCAUGGGGAAAAGAUUCAACCAAAGCAGAAAACAGAAAAAGGACAAAUGAGAACCAAACAGUGGAAAAUGAAAAUGAAGGGAGCAAGAAAUUUAAGCCAAUGGUAGAGACAGUUAAAAGAAGUAGUAAAAGCUGGAAAAAGAGGGUCGUUGAAGGAGAAGAAACACAUGUAAAGCCACACAAAAUACAAAGUGAGAAAGAGGAAUCACAGUUAAAAGGAGAUUCUGUGUUUGUUGGUAACAUAGAUUUGAAAGCAAAACGCAAAGGCAUACAGAAAUUUUUUCAGACAUAUGGUGAGGUUGAAGGUGUGCGUAUUUGCAGUCUUGAUCAGGCACACCCACAGGACAGAAAGAACAUAGCAUCUUUUAAGAAGAGUUUGAAGUUCCAGCAGGCUUCCCAGUGUGCCUAUGUGAGGUUUAAGAGUGCAGAAUCAGCAACAGCCGCAUUGGAGGCCAACAAUAAGAUAUUUCGGGGAUACAGCAUCGUAGUUUUUAGCUCUUGUGGAAAUCGUAGUGUCAGUGGCAGAGCCUCGGUAUUUGUGGGCAAUGUUCCAGUUGACACCAAUGAAGACGAGCUCGGGAAGAUAUUCCAAGAGUGUGGUGAGAUUGAAAGUGUGCGAAUAUUUCGAGAAAGCAACUCUGACACUGAGAGAGCAAUUGCCUAUAUUAACUUUGAGACUCCAAAGGCCAUUCCACAGGCUAUCAAGAAGAACAACACAAUGCUUAGGGGUCAGGGCUUAAGAGUACAACGUUAUUCAUUACGGGUUCAGAUGGAAAAAAAUCGUAAAAAGAUAAGUGCCAAUAAACAGAAGAGAGAAGAAAGGGCUUCAGUGACAAAACCCCGAACAAACAGGAAGAAUUUGGCUGGCAGAGAGCACAGGCAGAGGGAAGACUGGCAGCCAUCUAAUUAUGGGAACAGACCCUUCAAAGGAGGGAAGUUCAGGACAAUGGGAGGAGACAGAAAGAAUUUUGAGGAUGACACGCAGAUGCUGACAGAUGUAAAACCAAGAAAGCAUAUCAGAUUUGAUGAAGAGAAUAACACAUCAAGAGGCAACAUGAGACCACAGUCAGUAGAUUUUCAACCCAUGUCACAUGUAACAAAUAUGGAGAAACCAAAGCUUCAUUUAAAAUUUGAUGAUUAAUGAUACAUUUAUGUAUAGUACUUGUAGAAGUGGUAAAAGAAAUAUAUAAAGAUAAGCAUGUGAUUAUAAAGAGGAAGAAGAAAACAAUGAAAGUUUAAAUUUGUUAUACCAAUGAUAAAUACAUCAUCGUUUACAAUUUACAUGUAUAUUCUUUCUUGUUAUUACAUGAAGGCAAGGUUUAGUAAAUAAUAAAUAAUUAUUUUUA